Molecule: messenger RNA, 1317 nt
Organism: Babesia microti strain RI
Lineage: Eukaryota; Apicomplexa; Aconoidasida; Piroplasmida; Babesiidae
Product: Tpr related protein, putative
Exons: 1
Coding region: 1-1317 (438 amino acids)
Source: RefSeq, a predicted model, not a curated record
AUGUCUAAUGGUAAUGAUAAGAUGAAGAAGGUUGCCAUGGGCUUGGCUGGGCUACUUAACUUAUUCCCAUAUCGUCUUGUCAUAAAUGCUUCCAGUUAUGCAAUAGUAAGGUUCCAACUCCCACCCAGUAAAGUUGGACUUUUCAUUAACAAAUUCAACAAUCCCUUGGAAAUUUCUGUCAUAUUCGGUACUCUGUCAAUUAAUAUAUUAUCAUGGUGUAAAGUAAAGAGUGAUAUUAUUAGGUAUAUUUCUAUAGCUAUCCAUUGGCUAUAUUUAAUUAUCCAUUUAAUAUUGUUAUUAAUUUACAGUAGUGGUGGUACUGAGGGUAACUUGACUGCAUAUUACUGGGCAAUAAUGGUGGCUGGUUAUUUAAGUGGAGCAUCUGACACGUGCGUGUUAAGUGUAAAUGGACAGGAUGUCGCCUACUUCACUACUGCUAUUCCUUUAUCUGGAAUGUUAAUGUCAGGAUACCAUUUGGUAUUUUUAAAGUGUGUUAAUGGGUCAACAACUUAUGAAACUAGUUAUAACAUUGUUUACUAUCAAAUAAUAAUAUCAAUUUUAAUAAUUUUUGUAGCAUCAAUUUUAUGGACGAUGUCAUUUUCUAGGAAUACAACUAGUUCAAGUACUGAAGGCUCAGACGGUGGUUCUACUAUAUCUGAAGUCAUAUCGCAGAUGGGUUUGACUGUGGUAGGUAUGGGUUUACUGCCGGUUAUUUAUCCGGGUAUUGCACCUUAUCAAUUAAUUUCUAUGGAAGAAGGACGUAUUAUUGAUGCGUAUUGUACAUUGAUAUCUAUAUUCCCAUCACUAACGUUUUCCAUAAUGUCCGCACUUAAAUUACAUGUAUCUACAGAUAAAAAAUGGGAAGGUGACUUGAAAUUUUGGCACUUUACGUGGAUAUUGGUAAUUAUAUAUUUGGUAUUGGCAAUAAUAUUUUUUUAUGUAUUAUAUUAUCCUGGUAGUGCAUUAUCAAAGUAUAUCAUUGGUGAUAAUAUAGUAGUAGGAUGUUUAACAUUUAUGUUUUUAUUACUUCAUGAGACAAUAAUAGCCAUAGGAUUCAAUGGUGUAGGCCCUCAUGGCCCAUUUUAUAACAGCUUAAACAUGCUAUUAGGUCUUGGUACCAUGACAGCUUUAGGGUUUAUAGGGGAUGGGCAUUUGACCACGUACCGUAUGUAUUCUAGGAAAAAUUGGCCAACUGAAGGAUUUACUAAUUUCCAGGCAUUUAAAUUUUGGUGCAGAGGUACAAUGUCCAACACAUGGUACAAUAUAAAAACAUCAUUUAAUAUUGAUAUCAGAGGAGUAUUUAGCAAUAUGAAGUAA